CUACCAUUUGCAAAAGUACUUUGUGUUGCUGACCUGCCAGUGCGUGCGUGGCAGGUGAAGGGCAAAACAAGCUUUUUGAGUCCUUUGUCGCAGUUUUUUUGCAAAACAACUUUAAGAAUAACUGUUUUCAGCAGAGAGCCAUCACCUGUGACUUAAGAAAGCGCCUGGAGUGAGAACAUUUUUCUCUGCCUGGUUAGCGUUCCCUUGGUCGAAAUGGAUCAUUAAAUCCUUCGCAGAUCAGCGUGACUAAUUCAGCACAAAUCUGAGAGCUGUCCCUCUCAACCAGCACAUCAAGCAGGGCUUUCCAGGCAGGGAUGGGUUAACAGGGAUCGGCCAUGGUGGUGACCCAUCUGGCUCUGGAGCUGCGUUUCCAGGGGAAGAAACUGAGGGGCUUCACGUGCAAACUGACCCGCUCAGCCCACGGCUUCCUGCCAGAGAGCUCGUGGUUCAUCGCAGCCCAGGUUCUGCUGCCAUACCUGCUGUCUGGCCUGGGCAUGGUGGCAGCCGGGAUACUCAUGGAUAUUGUGCAACACUGGGAGGUGUUCAAGGAGGUCUCGGAGGUAUUUAUCUUGGUGCCAGCCCUGGUGGGGCUGAAGGGGAAUCUGGAGAUGACAUUGGCAUCCAGACUGUCAACAGCAGCCAACACAGGGCAGAUGGAUGAGGCUCAGCAGCAGUGGAGGAUGGUAUUCUGUAACCUGGCUCUCAUUCAGAUCCAGGCCACAGUUGUGGGCUUCUUGGCAGCGGUUGCAGCAGUGGGUCUCGGGGGUAUGACCAGGGGGAGAGUGGAUGUUAUCCAGGCUGCUAUCCUGUGUGCCAGCAGCGUCACCACUGCUUUCAUUGCUGCGCUCACUCUAGGUCUGGUGAUGGUGGCAGUGAUCAUUGGCUCCAGGAGAGUGGGAAUCAACCCGGACAACGUGGCCACGCCUAUCGCUGCCAGCCUCGGAGAUCUCAUCACCCUGUCUUUGCUCGCUGGGGUCAGCAGCCUCUUCUUCUGUUACAGAGACAUGUGGUACCUGCCUCCUGUGGCGUGUGGUUUCUUGCUGCUGCUUAUCCCAGCGUGGGUUAAUAUUGCCUGUCGCUCUCCACCGGUCAGAGAGGUCCUAAAGUCAGGCUGGCAACCUGUCAUUUUGGCCAUGUCCAUCAGCAGUAUUGGUGGUCUGAUUCUGGACAAGACAGUGAGUAAUCCAAACUUUGAAGGUAUGGCAGUGUUCACCCCAGUCAUCAAUGGUGUAGGGGGAAAUCUGGUGGCCAUCCAGGCCAGUAGGAUGUCCACCUACCUCCACUACUGGGGUGUUCCUGGAGCUCUUCCAUUUAAGAUGAAUGUGAACUGUCCUGGACCCUUUGCUACCUUCUGCUCCUCAGAUGUGAACUCUAAAUCAGCCAGAGUCCUGGUCAUCCUAGUAGUCCCGGGCCACCUCCUCUUCCUGUACACCAUCCACCUCCUGCAAGGAGGCCAUACCGCCAUGACACCCACCUUCAUCAUCUGCUACCUUUCUGCAGCUCUGCUUCAGGUGGUGAUUUUGCUUUACGUGACCAGGCUGAUGGUGCACUGGCUGUGGCAAAGGGGACUGGAUCCAGACAAUUUCUCCAUCCCCUACCUAACAGCUCUGGGUGACCUGCUGGGGACUGGCUUCUUGGCUCUGACUUUCAGACUGAUUCUGAUGGUCAACUCAAAUGUGACUGGAAUUUGAGACCGAUAUGUGUUCCGGUACAACAUGAAUGUACUGUUCCCUAUGUGCAAGUGGCUGAAACACAUUGCAAAGUCCAAUGGGCUUCCUUCAAGAAGGAAGAUGAGGAAGUAUGAUGCAAGUAUGGCAUUCUAUUUGUGCCUUGGUACUGAUUGUACUGUGGCACAUUUUGAGCACAGAAAAAUAUUUUUUUUAAGCAAAUACAUUCUACUUUGUAGACAAAUGAUAAUGCAGAGAAUAAUUUAAUUUGAGCAAACACAAAUCUCCUCUGUGCUCAAUAAAUGUAUUUUUUUAUUCACUAUUAUCCAAGUGCACAGUAAUGACCUCUCACUCAGUUUUACUAAUUUGCUCUCUAAUUCCAUCCAAUUUGCACAUAACCCAGCACAUUAUGAAUCUGCCUCUGUCAAGAGAUGAGAGGAAAAAGGAGACAGUCUGGUGGGAAAUAACAGAAAGAACUUUCUCAAGAGUUCAGUCAGACGCUGAGCUGAACAAAAACACACAGUUACACCCACAGACACAGUCUGUUGCUAGCUGGCUUACAGCUUACAUGCAGUUGGCACACUGGGUGGUUGGGGUGAAUCAAUACAGAGUCCAAUGGUCGGAGUCAUGCGAGUGAAACUUCAAUUUCUGUCUGAACACACUUUAACAUUCGUGGCACAAUUUUAGCCUGUCCAAAAAAUGGACUUGGUCAUUUCUGGUUAGCUGUGUUGUCGCCAGUCAGAUUGCUAUCAGGAUAGUUGAUUACAGCCAAUCUGAGAGAGGGAAGUAGGGAAGCACUGGGAAAAUGAUAAGUAGGGUAACACAGCUACAUGAAAGUACUUAAUACCAUUUUGGUUACAGCAAAACUAGUUUUAUGAAACUUUCUAAAACAAUGCUUGCAAGUUAGUCUCUACCAAGCUUUUUUAGGUUUUGUAGGUAGCUACUGUAGCUGACAGAUAGUUUCCAGGUAAGCAGUAGCUAGCUAAAUUAGUU
Messenger RNA from Xiphias gladius (swordfish), 2660 nucleotides. RefSeq names its product solute carrier family 41 member 1-like. The transcript has 10 exons. Gene Ontology annotation, cellular component: plasma membrane. The record is from RefSeq and is a predicted model, not a curated record. Gene Ontology annotation, molecular function: monoatomic cation transmembrane transporter activity. Gene Ontology annotation, biological process: monoatomic cation transport. Bases 336 to 1691 code for a protein of 451 amino acids. Lineage: Eukaryota; Metazoa; Chordata; Actinopteri; Istiophoriformes; Xiphiidae.